CAAUGGUUCUUGAAACUCAUUCCAGGUACUUUCCCCUGUAACAGAUCCUACUUCAAUAUCCCCAUAGCAAGUGGACAACCUUAUACCAGCAAAGCUACUUUGAAUUUCGUUAUCCUCUCUCUUCUCACUCCAUCCCCUCUCACAUUUUUUUUUUGUUAUCUGUGAGCAAAUCUGUCCCUUCACUAUAAACAGUGGCUCCGAAUUUAUAAACCUUGAUCAAUGGGGGAAGGUUUUAUUCCUACUCUAAUCCCAAACAGCCCAACUCUCUGGACAGAGCACUAUUCCCUGAGCUAGAGGGGGAGAUCCCAACUGCUGCUACUGCUUCUUGCAUCAGGCGAAGACCAGGUACCCCAAGGAAAAUGGUUCUCUUCUGCUGGGCAUUUCUCAUUUUCUGUGAGUGGUUCCUGCAAAAGACACAAUGCUUAGAAGGUCACAUGUCAAAAACCUUGGGAUAUCUUGACUUUGGGGCAACUGGAAUGCCAAAGAAUGGACCAUAUGGCACAACCAAGCCUCAUUCCCUUUAUCCAUCCAGAGUCUUUUCUACAGACCCAUUCAAAUCAAAGCCCCCUAUUCAGUCUCCUAUGAAUCCAUGGGAAUGGAAUAAAAACCAAACACUUCUAAGCGGGGGAAUGGGCCAGAGAGCUAAACGUAAGCCUUCACUGAAGAGCGGAAGAACCAAGAAGAUAUUUGGCUGGGGGGACUUCUAUUUUAACAUAAAAACUGUCAAGUUUAGCCUGCUUGUGACAGGGAAGAUUGUGGACCAUAUUAAUGGGACGUUUAGUGUUUACUUCCGCCAUAAUUCCUCUAGCCUUGGCAAUGUGUCUGUAAGCAUUGUACCUCCUACCAAGGUGGUAGAAUUCGACCUUCUUCAACAGUCUACCUUAGAUACUAGAGAAACCAAGACUUUCAAUUGUAGGGUGGAAUAUGAAAAAACCAACAGAGCCUUGAAGAACAAACCAUGCCUUUAUGACCCCGCAAAAUCCUGCUAUAUGGAGCACACUCAAAGUCAUGCUGCUUGGCUGUGUGCUAAACCCUUCAAGGUUAUCUGCAUCUUUAUCUCCUUCUACAGCAUUGACUACAAGCUGGUGCAGAAGGUGUGCCCGGAUUACAACUUCCAGAAUGAGAAUCCCUACUUUGGUUGAUUCACAAACUGACAAGGAGGCCAGCAAGCAGCUUUGUACAGAAGUGGAUAGGCAGAUUUUAGUAAGGUCUUACUACUACUACUACUAUAAAGUGAUAAUUUUUCCAGAUCUACCCUUAUCAAGAAUUGCACCAUCUGGUAGGAGUCUCAAAACUCUUACAAAUGGAUUUGAAAACUGCAACUUGAGUUAACCCAAAAUACAUAAUAGCUUUACACUUACUGAGUGGUACAAAGAUAAUGAACAACAACGUCAGCGCUGGACAAAACCCGGGAGAAAAUACUUUGUUUUUAGGAAGCAUUAAAGCAUUGUCUAUAUGGUAACACUUCAUGGGAUUAACAUAUCAUGUUUUCUAUUUGAAAAUCAUUUCUAACAGAAAAUUAAAAUGAUUUAGUCACCAUGCAGAUCAUACUAAGCUUUCUAAAGCAAUUUCAAGCAGUUGCUGUUUCGGUUAUCUACCUCCACAAAUCCAUGACCGUCAUAUUAAUCUCAAGUGAAGCAUUUAACUGAGAUAUAGAAAAUGUGAAAAAUGUUGUAUAUUUAAAUUAAUGCAUUUUCUAAUCUUUUAGUUUGAAAGAAAAAACACAUUCCUGCAAGCAAGAGAGUAAAUGUUUUAGCAAAGAUUCACAAAUAUAUUUUUUCAGA
Molecule: messenger RNA, 1784 nt
Organism: Xenopus laevis (African clawed frog)
Lineage: Eukaryota; Metazoa; Chordata; Amphibia; Anura; Pipidae
Gene: nxph4.L
Product: neurexophilin 4 L homeolog
Exons: 2
Coding region: 360-1142 (260 amino acids)
Source: RefSeq, a predicted model, not a curated record